AUGUGGGAUCUCAAACUCCCGCCUAAGAUCAAGGUCUUUGCUUGGAGAUUCUUUAUUGAUCGGCUUCCUACUAGAGAUCAAUUGUUGAAAAGAGGAGUUGCUCUUGUUUCGUGUCCGAAUUGUGUGUUGUGUGGCUCUUCUCUUGAAUCCUCAUCCCAUCUUUUCUUUAAUUGUCAAGAGGUGAAAGCGGUUUGGAACCACGUCUUUUUUUGGCUCGGUAUUCCGGAGGAGAUCAAUGUGGAAGACUUGUUUUGUUUCGAAGUUAUUCAAGACAAGGUGAAGUGUAGCAAGCGUAGAAUCACAAUUAAUUUCGUUUGGGUAGCUACUAUUUGGAGUCUUUGGCUUAUGAGGAAUGCCAUGAUAUUUAGGGGGGAGGUGUUUAGUUUUGAUGUGGUUUGUACUAACAUAGUCUUUCUUUCUUGGAGAUGGUUGUAUUGUGGAUAUACUAAGUUUAAACCAAACUAUUAUGAAUGGUUUAAACUUCCUUUAUCCGACAAUCGCAUUCCAUAG
This is a messenger RNA of Vicia villosa (hairy vetch), 510 nucleotides long. RefSeq lists its product as uncharacterized. NCBI's taxonomy places the organism in Eukaryota, Viridiplantae, Streptophyta, Magnoliopsida, Fabales, Fabaceae. The record is from RefSeq and is a predicted model, not a curated record. The transcript has a single exon. Bases 1 to 510 code for a protein of 169 amino acids.